AUGAACUUCAACAGUCUUCUAUCACCAUUCUGUGCGCGAUUAUCCCGGCCCAAUCCCCUCCAUGAGUCCAUACAGCAACGUUUCAUGUCCAAAUACCUUUCCAAAGCCGCCGCCAAAAGACUGCCACUGAAUGCCAAGAGAGCUGGAAAAGGUUACUACAAGGGAAAAGGAGGAACUAAGGAAGGAAGACUAACGAGCAAGGGGAGAUUUAUUGUGGAUCACGACAAGCGAUUGGAAUUGAUUGUGCCCGAUCUAGAAGGUUUCAAGCUGAAACCAUAUAUUGCAUCAACAGCUUCCAAAUUUGAACCCGAAAUUCGAAGAAGACCGGGCCAAACGGCCUAA
Cylindrotheca closterium is the source of this 342-nucleotide messenger RNA. The record is from the annotation of a GenBank genome assembly. Lineage: Eukaryota; Bacillariophyta; Bacillariophyceae; Bacillariales; Bacillariaceae.